Cladophialophora immunda is the source of this 4572-nucleotide messenger RNA. RefSeq lists its product as uncharacterized. Gene Ontology annotation, molecular function: ATP binding; nucleic acid binding. The transcript has a single exon. Bases 856 to 3669 code for a protein of 937 amino acids. NCBI's taxonomy places the organism in Eukaryota, Fungi, Ascomycota, Eurotiomycetes, Chaetothyriales, Herpotrichiellaceae. The record is from RefSeq and is a predicted model, not a curated record.
CUUGGGAUGGCCACGUAAAUCCAACCCUGCCCUUGGGCGCCCGAUAGACAGUGCCAGUGGACUGGGCGUUGUCUGUUUGCCAUUCUACAAUUGCUUUUGCCAUGUUUCUCGCCCCAGAAUCAUGGUCCAGCAACCCUGGGCAUUUUGUCGCAGAAUCAAGUCGGGGCCUCCCCGAACCUCCACCCACCACUCACUUUGCUUUGACCAUGGUCAUCACUUUGCCAGCCUGUCUCUCUGCUCCCUCGGCUGAGCACCAACGCAUUCUUCUCUAUAUCUACUCGAUCGGCUGCAGUGCAUCUGAUUCCGCCGCUACGAUGGCAGUCACACCCCCAUUUCAUGUUUGAAGUUGGCGGAGGUCAUACCACGACAACAUACUCAACGCAGACCUCCCGCCCAUGUCGCUGCUGUUACAUGGUCGAAUGGCUGCAAAUCUGGACCCCCAGCCACCAUUUUCCGUUGAGGCAUGCUUGUAGGCGCGAUGGACUGUCAGAGACCGUUUGGCGUGUGGUGCCAGGGCGAUGGAUGGUCUGGGGGGGGCCCCGGCUCCCGCGGUAAGUGGCUUUCGGACUUGGCAACUCACCCGAACCUUUUAGAGUUUGGAACCAUUCCUUUAUUGGACUCGCCUCUUUCCCUGUUUAUCUUGCAGUCACGCAUGGGCUUGCCUUGGUUGGCACGGAUCUAGAUCUGAUGCUGUGUCGAUGCUGGACAACCAUUGUCGCAGAUGUUUUCAUUGUGGAUGUGCCAGAGACAAUCAUUAAUAGAUCCCCCUAAGCUGCCGCUGCUACUGGGGAACCGACGACGCGCCAUAUCGCCUUCCCUUCUCGCGUAGACGCGCCGGUCCCACUAUGAAAUUCGAUGGCAGCACCAUGGCAUCAGUUGGCUUUGCCUCCUGGUCAAACCACCUCUGUUGACCUUGUCCGCAAUCAGAGCUACAACACAAAGCCCCUGGCAGGGGUCAAACGUACCAUUCAAAAAGUGCAUGACGUUCAGCUAGGCCUUCCAAUCCACGGCCAGUCAUCAGUCCAGCGGCCACAGACCAUCGACACGCCUCUUUACCCGUGCGACUGCCACCCACCUCGCCUUCAAGCCAGUUGUAUUAUUGAAGCGGACCGCAGUGAUGGCAGCAAAGCAGCCGUGCACACCCCUUCUGCUCAUCUGCCUCUAAUAAAGUCAUCUACCCCAGGCCCUUCGCAAAACCCUCUUCUCAGCCUUCGACAUCCCCGGUAUGGUUUACCUUCCCAGUUAGUUGACAAUUUCGAAUCACUUGGUGUGCGCGCCAUAUACCCAUGGCAGUCGUCGUGCUUAUUGGGCCCGGGGGUAUUGACUGGAGAGCAAAACUUGGUCUAUACAGCUCCCACUGGCGGGGGCAAAUCGCUGGUGGCUGAUGUCCUUCUACUUAAACGAGUCAUCGAAGAUCCUACAGCAAAGGGGAUCCUCGUCCUCCCCUACGUCGCUCUUGUCCAAGAGAAGUUGAAGUGGCUACGUGCCUUAGCGGAUAAAGUAUCCAGAGCGGUUGACGAUAGCCCUGACUGCCUGCCAGCACCGACAUGGCGCCGGCCAAGCCCACUGGUUCGAGUCAGCGGAUUCUUUGGUGGGAGCAGAUCGAAUAUCAGCUGGUCAGAUUGCGACAUCGCUGUAUGCACCAUCGAGAAGGCCAAUUCACUGGUGAACGGUGCCAUUGAGGAAGGCAAAUAUGGCGACAUCGGAGUGGUUGUGCUCGAUGAACUUCACAUGAUCAACGACGAACACCGGGGGUAUCUUAUGGAACUCGUUGCCACGAAGUUAAUGUCGCUUGCCUCCGGCGAGAAGAAAGUUCAGAUCGUGGGUAUGAGCGGCACCCUGCCCAACCCACAACUCCUAGCACAAUGGCUCAACGCGAAAUUUUACAUCGCAAAAUACCGUCCAAUCCCCAUCGAGGAACAUCUUGUGUAUGAGAAUGCUAUCUAUCCAACAGCAAACGCAAAAGAGUUCUUUCGCACAGCGAGCCAGUUAGCUGCCGGUGAUGCACUCCCGACACAACUACCACAACCACAGCGGACGAUUGCCAUAUCGAAUCACCGAGAACUCCAAAGUCCGACGACCAAUGCCGUCGUAGCAUUGGCUGUUGAAACUGCCCUCGCCGGUCAUGGUGCGCUGACAUUCUGUGGCAGUCGAAUGGGCGCGGAGAAAACUGCGCUCCUAAUCAGCGAUGCCUUACCUACUGAUCAUCUUGGCCGAGACGUGUUGGAGAAGCGACAAGAUCUCCUGGCAUCUCUGUGUGCGCUUCCAGGUGGAUUUGAGCCCACAUUUUCCAAGGUUAUACCUUGUGGAGUUGGCUUCCACCAUGCAGGGUUGACAACUGAAGAGCGAGAGCUCGUUUGCGAAGCAUAUGACGCAGGGAUUCUGCGAGUGAUGGUGGCGACGUGCAGCCUCGCGGCCGGCAUCAAUCUUCCGGCAAGGAGGGUAAUACUAAAUGGGGCUCGAAUUGGCCGAGAGCUUGUUGGUCCUGCUAUGCUUCGACAGAUGCGGGGACGUGCUGGCCGUAAGGGUAAGGACGAAGUCGGUGAGACCUACCUUUGCUGUCAAAAAGUCGACCUUGAGACUGUGGCAGAAUUACUCGAGGCGGAAAUGCCUCCGGUCGAAAGCUGCCUGACACCCGAGAAGCGAGGAUUCAAGAGAGCUCUUCUAGAGGUCAUUGGGACCCGAAUGGCGUCCAGCACGUCAUUGUUGAUUGAAUAUGUCCAGUCGUCGCUCCUUUGGCACAGCAUUGACCGCUCACAAGUUGCGGAAAUGGUCGACGUGGCGAAGAAGGCGUUACUCCAGGAUGGAUUGAUCCAAGAAGGGGAAUACGACAGUUGCCUCGAACCGACCAGACUGGGAAUUGCGGUCGUGGCGGCUGGACUCGGCCCUGAGGAUGGAGUUUUUGUCCACUCGGAACUGCGGCGAGCACUCGAAUCGUUCGUCAUGGAUGGUGAGAUGCAUAUAUUUUAUCUUUUCACUCCGGUCCAGACCACGGGGUUCGCUGAAAUCUCUUGGUUGACUUUUCGAAACCAAUUGGAAGAUCUCGACGACAGUGGAAUGCGAGCGAUCCGACUCAUUGGCGUCAAUCCAGCUUUCGUCAACAGACUCGUCAACAGCGGCGCGCAGCUGAAGGAAAACACGGCGGAGGAGAUCCGGAUGGCACGCAUCUACCGCAGGGCAUACUCCGCCUUCCAGCUACGAGACCUGUGCAAUGAAAUGCCCAUUCACGAAAUCAGCUUGAAAUACUCUGUUCCACGGGGACAGGUGCAAACGCUGGCUCAAACCUGCCACGGAUUUGCAGCAGGGAUGAUCAAAUUCUGCGAGAGAAUGAAAUGGGGGAUGCUGGCGGCUGUGCUGGCACAUAUGCUGGACCGCCUUCGUGCCGGCGCUCGGGCCGAUCUGCUGGAAAUGGCUCAGAUCGCGUUCGUCAAGAGUCGCAUGGCCCGGAUGCUGUGGGAGAACGGAUUCAAGAGUGUUCGAGCUCUGAGUGAGGCCGAUCCACAGGCUCUGGUACCGAUCAUGAUGCAGGCCCAACCACGGAAAACGAAAUUGCAGGGUGAAGCGGCCGCCAAAUUCCAGGCAAAGUUGUUAUCCAAGGCAGAGAUCAUAGUCAGCAGCGCGAACAGACUGUGGGAGAGGCAACAGAUGGUGCAGUGGGAGGAGGAAUAACGACCUGGAUAUACCGGAGGCCGUGAUUCCCUCUCAAGGAGGUGCAGAUGCCCCCGUUCAAGGUUGGGCGAUCAACAUCCAUCCAUUGAAUACGGAAGGUAGUAUGAGGGUCCAAGUAUUUCUUGGUGCCUUGCAUUAGCGGUGCCAUUCCUCGCACGGGCGGGCAACACAAGGGGAAUAAAGUCCUUGCCGAUUUGAGCACUGUCAACACCAGUUAGAGAUGCGCUCCAGACGCACCAGCAACCGCACGGGCUGUGUGAAGCUAGCAAUGCAAGCGAGGGCAGUAGCCGGUGGAGAGGUCUAUCUGACGAUGGGCUUGAUCGGUGUUGUGGUCUUCGCCGAAGCUGCCGACGAUGUGAUCGAGCGUGCCGGCGAAAGACGGCUGGACCUGUAUGAUGCCAGUGCCUGCAUAUUAAUUAUUACAUCGCAGGUGGGAGCUGACAAAUGACCGACAGCGGUUUCUGGGGGGAUGCUUAUUCGAGGAAUCCCAGCUUGGAGAGAAUAGCGCCCAAAGAAGAGCUCCCGAGGGUUGGUUUGGGUGGUUGGGCUGGGUGGAUUACAAAGAAGGCCACUGGGUCGAUUCCGCACUGCGACAGCAGCAGGCCUAGGGUGAUUGGCUGUGCUUUGACAAUCCUCUGUCAGCUUUUCAUAAGCUGGUGUUUUGGUGACAUGGGCACCGAUGGACCGUGUUUUCCGAGGCUGAAAACUUGGGCCCUCGAUAGGCCAGGAAAUUUACUUGUUAGGAAGAAGACAAUGCGGCAAUCGACUCGGACCCGGGAGCUAGGGGCAGAUGCCUAGUUCGCGUAUGAGUUUCGGAGAGGGAGGGAGGCAAGAAGAGCGGAAGUUGCCAUGAGAAAUUCGUGCUCAAGUAAUGCUGCUGUAAUACAAGUACUGUGCAAAUGC